AUGGCGACUGUGAUCAACCCCCCCAGGGAUCCAAACACCCUGAGCAAUUACAACAACUGGGUAUCCAUCCACAUCACUGCAAAUUUUGAUAUUCUCUUCGACCAGAAGAAGCUUGCUGGCAAUGUGGUUCAUCGAUUCCGUUCGACGACCCGCGGCGAGUCGCGGGAUAUUAUCCUGGACACCAACCAUUUAGAUAUUGGUGGUGUGAAAGUCAACGGCCAGCCGUCUAGCUGGGAAUUCCUUCCUCGCCUGGAGCCAUAUGGCACCCCGCUGAAGAUCAAGCUUGAUCAAGCCGUGGAGUUGGACGAGACCAUUGAGGUUGAUAUAUCUGUCACAACCACAGAGAAGUGUACUGCACUCCAGUGGCUGACUCCGGCCCAAACGUCAAACAAAAAGCACCCAUACAUGUUCUCUCAAUGUCAGGCUAUCCACGCACGGUCCAUUUUUCCUUGUCAAGAUACGCCUGAUGUUAAGUGUACCCUUGACUUCAACAUAACGUCUCCUCUCCCGGUGAUUGCUAGUGGAUUGCCCGUCCGGAAACAGCCAGAGACUUCGAAGUCCGAGGGUAAAUCGCUAUACCAGUUCCAUCAAAAGGUUCCGAUUCCGAGUUACCUUUUUGCUUUGGCGAGCGGUGAUAUAUCGGAGGCCUCGAUUGGCCCCCGUAGUGUCGUUGCGACCAGUCCUGACAAGCUCAGGGAAUGUCAGUGGGAACUUGAAGCGGACACUGAAAAAUUCAUCAAUGCCAUUGAGAAAAUUGUCUACCCCUAUGUUUGGGGCGAAUACAAUGUUCUGAUCCUGCCUCCUAGCUUCCCAUAUGGUGGAAUGGAGAACCCGAUUUUCACCUUCGCUACCCCAAGUAUCAUCUCAAAGGAUAGAGAAAAUAUCGACGUAAUCGCCCACGAACUUGCUCAUAGUUGGAGCGGCAAUCUUGUCACCAAUGCGUCCUGGGAGCAUUUCUGGCUGAAUGAAGGUUGGACUACCUACCUUGAGAGACGGGUAAGUGAUGCUUCGGUUCAUGGCGAGCCCUACCGUCAUUUCUCGGCCAUCAUCGGCUGGAAAGCUCUCACAGACUCGAUGGAUCAUUUCGGUCAUGAUCACGACUUCACUAAGCUUAUCACCAACCUGAAGGGCAAGGACCCGGAUGAUGCUUUCUCGAGCAUUCCAUACGAGAAGGGAUUCAACUUCUUGUACUACCUCGAAACCCUGGUUGGGAAGAGCAAGUUCGAUGACUUUAUCCCUCAUUACUUCAAUAAAUUCAAGGGGAAAUCCCUCGACUCUUAUGAAUUCAAGGCGACAAUCCUGGAUUUUUUCCAAGCCGAUUCAGAAGCGGCCAAAGCACUCAACGAAGUUGACUGGGAUAAGUGGUUCUAUGCUCCCGGCUUGCCUCCGAAGCCCGAUUUUGACACAUCGCUUGUUGAUGUCGUCUAUGAUCUAGCCAAGAAAUGGCUGUCUCUGCCAGGCUCAUCUUUCAAGCCUCAGCCAAACGACAUCCGAGGUCUGUCGGCAAAUCAGAUUGUAGUGUUCCUGGAACAAGUUCUUGUGUCUGAGCACCAACUCACACCUGAACUGUCACGACUAAUGGGUGAAGUCUAUGGACUUGCCAGAAGUAACAAUAUUGAGGUAGCCAACCUCUACUGUCAAGUGGGUAUGAAGGCCGGGGACGAGAGUGUGCUUGAACCGACUAUCGAACUGCUGGGCAAGAUUGGACGAAUGAAAUUCGUGCGCCCCUUGUACCGAAACUUGCAGAAGUUCAACCGCCAACGUGCGAUUGAGACAUUCCAGGAAUACAAGGAUUUUUACCAUCCAAUCUGUCGUGCUAUGGUCGAAAAGGACCUCUUUGGUAAGAAAGAGGAGUAA
Aspergillus clavatus NRRL 1 is the source of this 1857-nucleotide messenger RNA. Its product is annotated as bifunctional aminopeptidase/epoxide hydrolase. Gene Ontology annotation, cellular component: cytosol. NCBI's taxonomy places the organism in Eukaryota, Fungi, Ascomycota, Eurotiomycetes, Eurotiales, Aspergillaceae. Bases 1 to 1857 code for a protein of 618 amino acids. Gene Ontology annotation, biological process: proteolysis. The transcript is spliced from 9 exons. Gene Ontology annotation, molecular function: aminopeptidase activity; zinc ion binding; epoxide hydrolase activity. The record is from RefSeq and is a predicted model, not a curated record.